Messenger RNA from Phytophthora nicotianae INRA-310, 3871 nucleotides. RefSeq lists its product as hypothetical. Lineage: Eukaryota; Oomycota; Peronosporomycetes; Peronosporales; Peronosporaceae. Gene Ontology annotation, cellular component: nucleus. The record is from RefSeq and is a predicted model, not a curated record. Gene Ontology annotation, biological process: mitotic DNA replication checkpoint signaling. Gene Ontology annotation, molecular function: ATP hydrolysis activity; DNA replication origin binding. The transcript has 2 exons. Bases 140 to 3751 code for a protein of 1203 amino acids.
AAACUUGAAUUUGAAACCCUGCUCAAACCGAUCCCAGCAGAUUCAAACGAGCAAAGCGCGCGCCAAAACUGCGCGCGCAUUCCGCAUCCAACUCGGACCACUAGCGGCUCGUACCUGACGCUGUGGAUCGAUCGCAAGCAUGGCGCCUACUGAAUGUGACGCGACGGCGCUGUACUGGGUCAAGCUGCGUACUAUGCAGGUCUUCUGGCCCGCCUGCGUGUACAAGAGCUACUCGGCCGCCGUGACGCACACGCACGACGUGUGGCCACUGCGUAACGACAAACCCGCGCUGGACGCCGAGGACCGCGUCCUCUACUUCUUCGGCGUUGGCCCGCGCGCCUGCCACGUGGUAGCGACUGGCUCCGCACCCAACCUGCAGCUAUGCGUCGCUCACGAAGAUGACAUCACACGUGAGCCCUGGACUGGCGCUGAGGACUUCCCCGAGCUCUGCGGAAAGCAUCAGAUACCCGUCGAUAUCGUCACUCGUGCGCAGAAUAACGCUUGCUUCCUGCGCGCCUGUGAGGAGGCCGCAACAUUCGCUCGUGACGUGCGCACCGACGAGCAAGCCGGCGAGCUAUUCGUGACGCUGUUGACCAUGGCCAAGAAGGCUCGCGAGACCGGCAAGGCCAUCGUAGUGAGGGAGAUCAUUCCUUCGCCCGCGAAGGCUCCAGAGAAGACCAAGAAGACCCAGCAGAAGGUCGCGGAGGAGAAGAAGGCAACAGAUGUAGCCAAGCUGCUCAAGACUCCGGAGAUGACGACUAUGAUGGCCAAGUGCUGGCAGCAGAUGCUGGAGGCUGGCUGGGAGACGAUGACGCAGGGCGACGGACAGGUGCUGUACAAGAUGCCAGGCACGAACUUCUUCGACUUUGUCCCGAACGUCAACCUCUUCGACUCGCUUGAGAAGGCCUGCGGCCGCUACUUGAGCGACUGGGUCAAAUCGACGUCUGUUGACGACUCGAGUGAGGAUUUCUCCGAGUUGACUGAGUUUCUGUGGCCCAUGGCGGCUAGUAGUGGCUGGGAGAGUAUGGUGACGACGUCCGAGACGUUGUAUAAGAAGGCAGACUUGCCGUUCGACCAGUGGAUGCCCAAUGUGACGAUCUUCCGCUCCAAAUCUCAGGCUGUGGCCAAGUAUCUACAGGAGUGCGGACUCAUUAACUCGAAGGACGACAACACUCCUGAAACACAAGACGUUGUGUCCGAUGCUGCUGAUUCAGAUGUCGAGAUGGAGGAACCUGAGGAAUCCGAGGCUGAGAGCGAGGAGCAGAGUCAAAUGGCUGAGGCUGAGUCCGAUGACAGUGAAGAAUCUGCGAGUGAGGAGGAAGAUGAAGAGGAGGACAACCAAGAAGAGGACGAGGACGUUCCUGCUUCACCUGUGAAGAAGAAAGAAAGCAAAAAGAGCGCAGUUAAGGCUGCUCCCAAGUCGCAACCCACUAAGACGGUCGCGAAGCCAGUCAACCAGAUGCAGAAUAUUCCUAAGAAGCCAAGGCAGGAUAUUCCUCCGUUCAAGAUGGCAUUUGGAAAGCUCGAGAGCGAGUUGAAGCGCCGUGGAUGGUACUGGAAGAGUGGAGGUCUGCAGUGGAACUACUACCAGCCAUACUGCAAGACGAAGGACAAGAAGUCACUCAUUGCUAACGAAGACUACUUCUGUGGCCGAGAACAACUCGAAGUUUACCUUGAUCACAGUGGUGAGUACGACCAUAUCCGCAGGAAGCUGGAAGACGAUCACUACAAUCUAUACAUUGUUGAAAGUGACAGCGACGAAGACGAACCAAACAGUGCAGCAAAGGCUCCAGUCCGUGCCAAGAAACCUGAGCCAAAGCCAGCCCCAAAGCAAACUGUCCGUGGUCGAUCCAAGUCCGUGAGUCGCUUCCGACGUGCUCGCUCAAAGUCAACGGCUCGGGGAUCUAAUGGUUUGUCAUCCCAAACCACACUUGCUGAAGUCAAAUUCGGUGAGAUCUGGCGUGUUCUAUCGGACGAUGGCUGGCACUACCGCUACGGUGCGCUUGAGUGCGACUACUUUAUGCCCCACUGCGCCACCACCAAGGACGGCAUUGCAGGAGUCGACUACUUUCAGACAAAGGAUCAACUGAUCGAGUACUUGCAUACCAGUGGAAUCUGGGAUAGGACGGCAGCGCGUGUGCGAGCUGAAGCUGCUAUGGACUCGGACGAGUUCAUGGAUAGCGAUGUCGAUACAUCAACCCCCGUUCAGAAGAGGAAGCGCGACGAAAUCACCCCAGCCCCUCAGCAUGGAGCCAAGAAACAGAAGGAUGCAUUCCGUACUCCGACUGACAAGCGAUUGGCAACUGCAGACCUCAGUGACGAUGAAGACAUGGAUACUAUUUCGCCUGAUGCUGCAGGUGUGAAGGGCAAGGAGAACAACGGAAGCGGUCGCCAGCCGCUACGAAAUCUCGCCAACAGCUUCACACCUUCGCCGAAUGCUGCACCGAAGGAGAAAAAUCUACAACGCACUGAUAGUACUGAUGUUCCGAUGGAUUCUGCGAAGGAGACUCCGAGUAACUUGAUUCAAAGUGCGAUCCAGAAGCUCACGUCAGCUUAUAUUCCAACCAAAUUCCGUCACCGUGAGAAGGAGUUCACAGAGAUCCGCAAGUUCUUCACCGAUUGUUUUAAAGGAGAGGAAAUGACCAGUUUGUACAUCUCCGGUGCACCGGGAUGCGGUAAGACUGCACUGCUGAAGGCCACUCAGUCGGAAAUCGAUGAACUCUACCAGGAAUGCUGCUCUGGACAAGCCACGGAACCCGUUCGUUGCCAUGUCAACGCGAUGGCUCUCGCUGACUCGUCAGCACUUUUCUGUAAACUCGCGGAAGCACUUACAAAAAAAUCUUUUUCCAGCGGGAACGAGGCGUUCGAAGCCAUUGAGCGCGCCACAAACCGGAAACUCAAGACUUCCAAGACGAUGAUCCUGAUCUUGGACGAGAUCGACGUUCUUCUCAAGAACAACGGCAUCGAGAACGAUUUAUGCAGGCUAUUCGAGCUUGCCCACCGGACUUCAAACAGCUUCAUCCUCAUCGGUAUCGCUAAUCAGGUGGACUUUACUGAGCGUCACUUGCCAAUGCUGCAACAGAGACUACCAGAUUGCUCGCCUCGCGUCGUCAUUUUUGAGCCGUACAGCCACCAGACUAUCGAGCAGAUCCUGAUUGACCGUCUUGGAGGACAAACAGCGGCUUCGAAGAUGGUUAGCUCUCACGGUAUCUCCUUCUUGGCCCGGAAGAUCGCGUCGACGACCGGCGAUAUUAGACUAGCGGUCGAUACCUGCCGUCGUGUCCUGCAGCACAAGAUGGAGCAGACAGACAAGGAGAACUCGGAGAACCCGUCGGAUGAAGACUUGGGACGGCCGCUGCCGCUUACGGACAUGCUGCGUAUCAUCAAGCAUGCGUUGGAGUCCAAGAGCGCGUUAGUGAUCCGCUCACUGCCACGUAAUCUGCAGAUGAUUCUGUUCGCGUCUACUCGACUGCUCAUCGUGACGGCGAACCGUGCUGCAGCGAAUGGAAACGAGAACACGCCGCUCUUGAAUGUCGACGAGCUGUACUCGUGCUACUGCGAGGUAAGUAAGGACGCAGGAGUAUUCAAACCGCUGUCAGGACGCGACUUCAGGUCCGCGUUGGACACACUGGGUGAGGAAGGUCUCAUCGCCGAGGCGGAGCUGAGGAAGCAGUUGAUUAAGCUUCUGUUCAGCACCAGCGAGUUGCUGCAGAGCUUCCGCAAAGACCCCUUCUUCUCGCGGCUCGUAUAACCGCGAUGUGGUAGGUGUCUUGGUCGGCAGACGUACUACCUCGCUAGAGUGUUUACAGAGCUUAAAAGAUAUUAAUGUCUGCCUCAUAAUAUACUAUGCUUGUUGCACGUUACACCCCCC